GUGAUUUAUAAGAAUCAGGCACAGAAAAGAGAAAAUGAAAGCAGCAGCAGUCUCUAACACCUGAUCCGCACUCCCCUUCCUUUACAACUCCGCCUUCAAAAAAAAUAUAGUAACCGAGAGCACCCGGCGUUUGUGCCAAAAGUCAUUGCACCCUUUGCUGGUAAGGGCGACGCUGUCUGGGGGAUCACUGGUGUGUCAGACUCCUGCUGUCACUCAUUUAUGUUUCCGUGGCGGAUGACAGAACACAUCCACGAUCGGCCUUCCUAUCAGAACUUUGUGGUCUUCGUGAUAGAUCCCGAUUCAAGUUAAAUUAAAGCUUCAUGGAGCCUCGGAGAGGACCCGGCUGCUGAUGACUGAGUGGAAAAGAGCCAAGGAUGGAGACUCUGCCCGUGAAAAGAAAAGGAACCGGUGCAGCGGGCAGCUGGGAAGAGGAUUCUCCGUUCUAGGAUGGUCAGAGACAGUCUGGACAGAACAUCUGAUCUGAGUCAAAAACAGGAGCAAGCAGCUGAGACGCAGAGGCAGAACCCAGAGGAGUCCCAUCGGCCCGAGCAAACAUCAGGAAGAUUUAAUGCUGAAAACGAGGAUCCUGCAGCAUCAAAACUAGACUUUCUGCACUGGUGCAAGCUCAAGUUUGAGGAAGAGCCUGAAUCCUGGAGCCUGCCCAAGACAGGAGCUGACGCUGACAGCUUGCCCACGCACCUCCGUCCGUUCACCAGCCCUGCGGAGUAUCAGCUGGUGAAACUCACCUACCUGCAGUUGCUCCAAAGCGGUUACUACUGGGGGCCAUUGACCAUGGAGGAAGCACACCAAAAACUCAGUCACACCCCUCUGGGAACGUUCCUCCUCAGGGACAGUGGACAGCCGGAUGUUUUCUUCACCCUGAGCUACCAAAGCGAGGACGGCCCCACCAGCGUCCGCGUACUGCUGAACAACCUGCUCUUCAAUCUGUACGGCAGCCAAAAGACUUUCACUUCGCUCUUCGCUCUGCUCGCCUUUUACACCAGCUCGACCUGCAAGCUGACGGAGCCCUAUCGCAGGCAGCGGCCCGAGCGCCUAAAGCAGAUCUGCAGGAGAGCUGUCGUACGAACGCAUGGAGUCGAAAGUAUACGCACCUUACGUGGACUCAGCCCUGAUGUUAAAGCAUACGUCUUUGCAUACCCGUACUGUACAUAGACAAACCUGUAGAAAUAGUGCCUUUUGCUGCCUUUAGAUGUCAUUUCUAAGUUAAAAAUGUUGUUUGUGUUUUUUGUUUUUUUAUAACGCUGUAGACAACUUGGUACCACUUGUAAUGAAUGACCUCUGAGACUGAAAGCAUUUCAUCCACAACUUACAUCAUCAUUGUAUUUUUACACAGUACACACUGCACUUAAUUGGAUUAUUUUUGAUAGUAAAAUGAAAAAUCAGACAAAGGAAACAAGACGGAGACAAAUGUUUCUGACGUUUUUCCACCUAUAAUGUGACACAUACCCUGUGGAAUACAAUCGAAAAAACAAAACUGAAAUCUUUUAGGAGUAAUAUGCACCUGCAGAACUGUGCUUAACUGUUCUUCGAAUUGGCUCUGAUUAACCCCUAAAUAAAGUUCACAAAGAAUUCAUCUUUCAACACAACAAUGACCCAAAGCAUGCAUCCAAAUCAGCAUAGUUUCACCAGAAGAAGAUCACAGAUUUGGAUUGGCCCAGCCAGAGUCCACAUCUGAAUCUGAUUUGUGAGAUGCCCUCACGAUCAGGAAACCAAAAAAAAAGCCUUUUUGGUUUGUAUGUUUGCAAAGAAGAGAGGGCAAAUAUUUCCUACUCUAUAUCUGCAAUGCUGAUGGACUCCAACCCAAAGAGACAGAGUGUAGUAGCAAAAUCAAGAGGUGCUUCCACAAAAUACCAGUAUAAGGGUAAACACAUUAUUUUUAGUGUUUGAUUUUGCCCCUUCAAGAUGUUAUUGUAGUUUUUAUGGCAGAACGUUACAGUUUAUAGGUCAGAUUAAAGGUGGAAAGGGUUCUGAAAUCAUUUAUCAUGGUCUCCUCUUUUUUUUUUACAUCAUAAAAAAACAGGUAUUUAACAAGUGAACGUAAAGGCUGUAGCGCCACUCUAUUUAAAAUCCUUGCACAAGCAAGUACAUCUUUCAUUAAAGAUGUUUUCAGGCAACCCGUUGCAUCAUUGGACCUUAUCUUACUAUGUUUAUGCGGAGAAGCUGAGAAAUGCCAUCGCCAAAAGUGCCUUUUGGGUUAAUAAUCCUUGGUCUGUGAACAAAACUAUAACUCAUCUGUAUGUUUAGCAUUUUGUUUCAGGGAAACAAGAAAAAACUAUUCAAAGUGUCCCACGGUAAAUAACUUAUGGCUUAACCACACGUUCCUGACAGCAGUUGCUGUGCGGCUAAUGUUACAAGAAUAAAUGCAUACCUUACGUUCUCAUCGCAUAUCUCAAGCAGCGUUUUUCAUUUGUGCUGCCAUUGAAAUCUGCUCCCCUUCUUUUUUUGUUGAUGUGAACGCCUUGUUUGAAAUAAGAUUUGCAUGAAGAUUUAGGAGUUUUAUUUUCCUGUUUAGGUCUGUUCAGCAUUCAGUGUUGAAUUUUGUACUAUUCGGUCUGUCUACUUACUUCGGAUUGGUUGUCUAUGAUAUUUUUGGCCGAAUCAAACCGCUAUUGUGCACUGAAUCCGAAGAUCGCGCCUGUGUUGUUCUGUUUGGAGUCAUUCGAUUUCGAUUUAGUCGAUUUAAAGUUCGACUCUCCACACUUGAAAGAAUGUUCCAUGUGCCUGUAUCUGUGUAAAUGCAUAUUUUGGUACAACAUGCAGCUAUCGCAAGAGCAUGAUCGUUGAAAAUGUUUGCAUUGUUUUGAUAAAUGAACCAUCCAUAUUUAUUUUACAUCAUGUUAAUUUUAAUCCUGUGUUAAUUUGUCCUUCUACCACUCAUACAGCCGGAUAAAUAAAACAUAUGGACACAG
This is a messenger RNA of Fundulus heteroclitus (mummichog), 2930 nucleotides long. RefSeq names its product suppressor of cytokine signaling 1. Bases 448 to 1173 code for a protein of 241 amino acids. NCBI's taxonomy places the organism in Eukaryota, Metazoa, Chordata, Actinopteri, Cyprinodontiformes, Fundulidae. The record is from RefSeq and is a predicted model, not a curated record. Gene Ontology annotation, biological process: phosphatidylinositol phosphate biosynthetic process. Gene Ontology annotation, cellular component: phosphatidylinositol 3-kinase complex. Gene Ontology annotation, molecular function: 1-phosphatidylinositol-3-kinase regulator activity. The transcript is spliced from 4 exons.